AUGGCGGCGGCGGCGGCGGCGGCGGGCAGCGAGGGCGGGAGGAGCGACGGAGCUGAGGAGGACGAGGUGGAGGAGCAACUGGUCAUGGUUGAGCUAUCAGGAAUUAUUGAUUCAGACUUCUUAGAAAAAUGUGAAAACAAGUGCAAGAUUUUGGGAAUAGAGACAGAGAGGCCCAUUUUACAAGUGGACAGAUAUGUAUUUGCAGGAGAAUAUGAAGAUGCUUUGGGAACCUGUGUGGUUUUUGAAGAAAACACAGAGCAAGUAGACGCAGAAGGCAACCAAAAAGUACAGCUGAAAUACAAGUGCCACACAGUGAAGAAGUUGAACAUGACACGGACCCUUCUGACAGAAAAGAAGGAAGGAGAAGAGAAUGUUGGUGGAGUAGAGUGGUUGCAGAUCAAGGACAGAGAUUUUUCCUACAGCAGGCUUAAUAUGAUUUGCAGUUUUCUGCCUGAAAAGGAUGAUUCUGAGGAGUCAGCUCAGGCCCAAGAUAAAUUGACUGAAGAGUCAGAGGGAGAGGUGAGUGGCAAAGGCAAUUCUAACAUGAACUGUGACCUUGAAAAGCAGCCCAACUUGGAAAUGGAUGCCCCUGUUCCUUUGCCUGACAGCUCUGCUUCUGGGGCAGAGGAAUCUCCUUCUGGAAAUGCUGCCUUAGAGGAUGUACCUCCAUGACACUAACUCUGAUCUUUUCAGGAUUUCUUCACAGAAUUAAUGGGCCAACUUUUAUAGGCCAUGACAUGGUUUCCACAUUCUCUGAAAAAUGGAGAGUGGAAAAACAGACAUUAUGUUCUUGUGCAUUGCUUUUGUGUUUGAGUUAUAGUGGGAAGGGCUUAAUUGUUUUUUAAAAUUACUGACUGGAAAUGUGUGUAUCCCUACCUCAAAACUGGACAAGUGGAAAUGGUUACAUAAUUAAAAGAAGCUCCUUGCUUAAAAAAGGUUGAUGUAUUGUACAGUCUGAGACAUUUUGUAAAAAGAAAGAAACACCAUUGUUUAAAAUAAAGACCUGAAUUUUUCAA
Messenger RNA from Agelaius phoeniceus (red-winged blackbird), 1016 nucleotides. RefSeq names its product general transcription factor IIIC subunit 6 (gene GTF3C6). Gene Ontology annotation, cellular component: transcription factor TFIIIC complex. The record is from RefSeq and is a predicted model, not a curated record. Gene Ontology annotation, biological process: transcription by RNA polymerase III. NCBI's taxonomy places the organism in Eukaryota, Metazoa, Chordata, Aves, Passeriformes, Icteridae.